AUUGAUGUUCGCCCUUGCCCCUAGUAAAAUUUACGUAUAUUGGAAGCCACUGGAACAGAGCACCGUCCACAGCCAGACUGCUCAUUUUUCAUAAAACCAGUUUCGGAUAUAAAAGUAAAACGAUAGCAACCAAAACAGCCGGUAAACGAAGAUUGACGUCGUACGGUCUCCACUGAUCUGAUAGCCCAAGUUGUGCCGAGGCUGGUUAGUGGCGUAGGGAAUCAAACCAUGACGGAGGACCGCCGCCGAGCCGGACCAUUCUUAUAUCACACUCGCGACUUGCCUCAACUACCAUUCACUUAUUUAUCAUCAUUAUUCUUACUGAAGCCGGCUCCCUUACCUUCUCCUUUAACCCAUCAUUAGCUAUGAGCACAUCAUUAGCGUGAGACUAGACGACCUUAAUUUAAUCCUCGCCUCGCGCAACGACCAUGGCAUCGCUUCCCCCACGGCAAUACAUUUCCGGCAGAACACGGUCUUCUCGAUACAAUUCAUCCAACACACAGGCCCAGGAAGACCCAAGCUCGACGGAUCAUGAAUCGGAAUCUAUGAAUACCACAGGGACCUCUGAGAAUUUGUGUCUCAAUCGCCCAUCUCCCGCUGAAACCGAUCAACCGCAGCUGCCUCGGACAGCUUCAACGGCUCAAAAUGACAAGGGCACGCAAGAAGGCAGAUAUAAACGGGCACAAACAGAGGAGUUAUCAACCUCUGAGGAGCCUCGAAAGUGUUGGAUUUGCUACAGCGAUGAAACCGAGGACUCGCCACUUAAUUCGGACUGGCGCUCCCCCUGCCCCUGUGCUUUAACUGCGCACGAGGCUUGUCUUCUGGACUGGCUGGCUGAGCUUGAAAAUCCCCGUUCGCGCAAACGCAAUGGCGGUGAAACGAAAAUGCGAUGCCCACAGUGCAAAUCAGAAAUCGUCAUUGCACGACCCCGCAGCUACGUUGUCGAUUUCGUUCGGGCCUGCGAGAAAAUCGCUGGCAAACUGGUUUUACCCGGACUGGUCUUCACAUUUGCAGGUACUAUUUGGGCUGGGUGUUGUGCGCAUGGAGUGUACUCGAUAUACCUUGUGUUCGGCACAGAUGACGCCCAGCGUAUUUUUGACCACGGGGCGGAUCAUACAUGGAGUCCUGCUCGAAAUGUCGGGAUUCCUUUCAUUCCUUUGGUCUUAGUAUUCUCACGCUUUCGAUGGGCGGAGGGUGUUCUUCCCGCCAUUCCAGUGUUAUUAUUUGCUACACAUAACCAAGGUGAACUAGAUCCACAGGGCUCUCUUUGGCCUCCAAGUGCUGCUAUGACAUUCGCCGCGUUGCCUUACGUCAAGAGUAUAUAUGGUGCUCUUUAUGAGAGAACAUUUGGGAAACUUGAGCGCAAAUGGAUCGCCGAAGUCCAACCUCGCAGUGGAGAGGAGGAAAACAGUCAAAAUGAAGACCAAGGAGCUGGUCAGCAAGCAGCAUUAGGGGUUGGAAAUGGAGGCAUUCUAAUGGAAUUCGACCUGGAACUGCAGAUCGGGGAUGACGCUCCUGCUUUUGCAGCGAAUGCACCUGCAGAAGCCAAUGUCCCGCUAGAUGAUCAGAAUCGAGACGGCGCAGGGAACGGCCAGAAUCAAGAACAGAAUGCGUUAGGUCGGCGCCGGCAGGAGCUUAUCCAUGAUACAAGCAAUUUUGCAGAUGCAAUCCUGGGUGCAUUAUUGUUUCCGGCAAUUUCGGCUGGCAUGGGUGGGCUUCUGAAACUGGCAAUGCCCAAGUCGUGGACAACACCGCCAUCUGUAUUGGAGAGAAGCAGGGCUGGGCUACUGCAAAGCCGAUGGGGUCGCAGCGUAAUUGGGGGGUGUCUUUUCGUUCUAUUGAAGGAUGCUCUAGUGCUAUACUGCCGAUGGAGACUUGCACAGACCCACCGUAAACGACGGGUAUUGAACUACGAUCGACGGAAGGGGAAGGUUGUACGAUAGAUACAGAACAUGACUAUUAAUGACUACAGUGGGAUGAACCCUUUCUGGCGUUCAGGACUAGGACUUUUAUUUCCUGCGUUUGAGCAGAGUAGGAAUUCAAUGAGAAAUGUAUAUAUGCAAUACCUAAUUCGGCUAAGAUGUUUGGACCUAGGUAUUGAGCAAUGACCCGGCGUUAGAACUUGCUGGAUUACAUCUAAUACAACCAUCUGAAUCUACGUAUCCA
Molecule: messenger RNA, 2166 nt
Organism: Talaromyces proteolyticus
Lineage: Eukaryota; Fungi; Ascomycota; Eurotiomycetes; Eurotiales; Trichocomaceae
Product: RING finger domain protein
Exons: 1
Coding region: 429-1943 (504 amino acids)
Molecular function (GO): zinc ion binding
Source: RefSeq, a predicted model, not a curated record